AAACUACCAGGAUUUUGAGGUUAUGUUGAAAACAAUUUGAAUUGUUUUUAAUUUAUUAAUUUACGGACAAGUUGAAAUGGAAGCUUUGAAAUAUUCCGUCGCUUGCACGGCACAAAAGAAGUUUUCCCUGGUAAAAGUUCACGAUUGUAAAAUUUGCCCAUACGUUACGACAUCGUUUUUUCUGAUGAUGAACCACAUUCGCCGUCAUCAGUCACCCUUGAUAUAUUUUACCUGCGAAAACCCCCUUGAUUCUUACCAUUGCAAAGACUGCGAUUUUCGAACCGAACUAACGUUACUCUUCAAGCAACAUAUUAAAGACCGUCAUGGAAUUAAACAAGAAAACGACGACGAUUUGAUUGUGCAAUACAACAAUCAAAAGUACGUUUGUAGAAAGUGCGGCUUUGAGACGCAUUUUUCGCUUAAAUGGUUACGUCACAUGAAAGAGUGUAAGCGAUGUUCUUAUAAAACUACAGAAAAAUCAGAUUGGAAACAGCAUAUUCAGCGGCAUCAUGUAGAUGAAAAAAACACCAAGUGGUACAAAUGUGAAAAGUGCGAAUACAAAAACAAAUAUCGCACAUCUUUAUACAGACACGUAAAAAUGCGGCAUCUAGACAAGUGGCACCAUUGCACUUUAUGUCCUUACAAGACCGUAGACAAAUUUGAUUUCAAAAAGCACAUUAACACACAUGUUGAUGACAUUGACCUCAAGUGGUACGAAUGUGAACAGUGCUCAUUUAGAUGUAAACGCAAGACAUAUUUGACGAGACACGUAAAUUUUUUUCAUAUGGACGAAAAAGACGCCAAGUGGUACGAAUGCCAACAUUGUCCAUACAAGACUAGAGAUAGUUCGAACUUAACCAAUGCCAGCAUUGUCUGUACAAGAGUAGAGGUAGUUCGAACUUAACGAGACACGUGAAAAGUAAGCAUUUUAAUGGGAAAAGUAUCACGUGGUAUCAGUGCAAUAAAUGUUCAUUUAAAACAAAACGCGAGGAGGUUUUACAGAAACACGUGGACGCGUCGCGUUUGAACGGACAAUGUGAAAGCGAUGCCAAGUUGUUUGAAUGCCAUAAUUGUCCAUACAAGACUAGAAAUCGUUCCAACUUCUGGAGACACGUGAAGUUGCGGCAUUUGAAUCAGGAAAGUAUCAUGCAGUAUCAGUGCAAGGAGUGUCAAUUCAAAACCAAAUAUAAGGAUUGUUUACAGAAACACGUGAAUGUACGGCAUUUGAGAGGGGAAAAUGUCACGUGGUAUCAGUGCAAGGACUGUCCAUUUAAAACCAAACACAGGUAUAGUUUACGGAACCACGUGAAUAUGCGGCAUUUGAGAGAGGAAGAUAUCACGUGGUAUCAGUGCGAGCAGUGUCAAUUUAAAUCAAAACAAAUGGACCUUUUACGGAAACACGUGAACUUUUGUCAUUUGGACGAAAAGGAUGUUAAGUGGUACAAAUGCCAACAUUGUCCACACAAGACUAGAGAUAGUUCGAACUUAACGAAACACCUGAAAAGCAAGCAUUUUAAUGAGAAAAGUAUCAGGUGGUAUCAGUGCAACAAGUGUUCAUUUAAAACAAAACUCGAGGGGAUUUUACAGAGACACGUGGACGCGUCGCGUUUGAGCGGACAAUGUGAAACCAGUGCCAAGUUGUAUGAAUGCCAUCAGUGUCCAUACAAGACUAGAAAUCGUCCGAACUUUGUGAAACACGUGAAGGCGCGGCAUUUGAAAGAGGAAAGGCUCAUGCGAUAUCAGUGCAAGGAGUGUCAAUUCAAAACCAAAUAUAAGGGUAGUUUACGGAAUCACGUGAAGGUGCGGCAUUUGAGAGGGGAAGAUAUCACGUGGUAUCAGUGCAAGGAGUGUCCAUUUAAAACGAAAUACAGGAUUAGUUUACAGAAACACAUGAAUGUGCGGCAUUUGGACGGACACGGUCUUAAAUGGUACAACUGUGACAAGUGCCAGUACAAAGCCCGGUUUCGCUCAUAUUUAAAGAAACACAUAGAUGCACGGCACUUGGACGACGACCAAAUCAAGUGGCACCAGUGCAAUGAGUGUCCCUUCAGGAGCAAAGCAAAAAGAAAUUUGACAGUACACAUUAAGGCACGACAUCUGGACGACCAAAACGCGUAAUGGUACGAAUGCAAACAGUGCCCAUUUAAAACUAGAUAUUACAAAUCUCGAAUCAAACACGUGAACACUUGUCAUUUGAACGAAAAGGACCGCAAGACAUAGUAAUAGUUAGUGUGCGUUUUUAUAAUGUUGUUUAUUGAAUUAUACCGGGUGUCCCAUGUAACACUUUCGGGCGCAAUAACUCAGGUAUUUUUGAAUGGAUUGUUAUGAAAUUUGAAAUGUAGGUAUUUUGAUAGGUGAGGAUUAAUAUGAAUCGACGAAAAUAAUCAUUAUCUUCAAAAAGUAAAUUUUUCAUGCCUUAAUUUAAUUUUGAAUUCAUUAAGUUUUGCAUCACUUGAUUAAACAUGAAAAGUCAAUACUGUAUGCAAAAAUUUAUCUCCGAAAUACGUCUGGUUACACAAAAAACGAUAAAUUAUUGCGCAAAUAAUUCCAAAAAGUAUUAAAGGAUAGGUAGCUAUGAAACAAAAAACUGCUAUCCUCGCAUUUUGGACACCCUUGCGGGAAUUUAAUACCUGUUUGCCAAGCGUUAUUUUAUGAAUUUUAAGAAAAUACCAAUUUUCAGUUGCUCCGCUACAACCUUUUCGAAGGUGCAAAAUUGCUUUAGGUUCAGGAAUUAAUUCUAACUUGAAUGAAAAUAAUUUUGCUAGGAGUAUAUAACACCUUGUUUUUUUCACUCGUUUUAGGUCUUGUACACUUCCCGUAUCUUCAAAUAAGAUUAUUAUUCUCUGUACUUUGAAUUUGGUAAAUUGGUCAUUGAGAUACCGUUCGAUAAGAGUCCUGGUUGUUUCAUCUAGGUCUGUACGGCAUCUUCCGUAGGUUAAAAUGAUUUCUGUUUUAAUAAUUAAAGAAAAGCGAACCAUUUUCAAUAACUUGUCAGAUUUUGACAAAAAUGUCAAGGCAGCACCAUUAAAUUUAAAAAAACAAAUUAAUUAAUUUUUCGCACAAAAUAGUAACUAUAUUAAGUAUUAAGAACGGUAAGGGGUGUUUACUGGUUGAAGGCAAAAGUUUGGAGACGGAUCGAAACGACGUCUCCAAUUUGUCUGAGACCAGUAAACCCCCUUAACGUUCGUGACGCUUAUACUAUUUUUUGUACGACCAUCAAAGGAUUUGCGUCUUUUUAUCAAAUCAUAAAUAGAAAGAAUUUAUAUCAAACAUCAACAAGGUCGUUUUUUAAUUUAAAAUUUGUUACUAUGGUUUCGAUUAAUAUAAACAACAAAUUUAAAAAUCAGUUUCCAUUUUGACCGCUGUCGAAUUAGAUUUGAUCUGGCUUGAUUUCGAGUUAAUUUUCUUUCCGCGACUAUUAGUGAGUGAUUUAUUUGCUUAAAAUAUCAAUCAUGAGUGAUUCUGAAAGCGAAAAUGUCGAAGUCGAACACGCAUGGAAUUUAAAAUAAAAAAAAUCUUGAAUGCAUGAUUACUUACCGUUCAGCUGAACAGUAAGUAAUUUACUUACCGUUCUCCUCUUAUUAGUUGUUAGUCGUAGCAACCCGUAAACUGAACUUACUGCUAUGGAAACCUGUACGGUAAAUGAUCGAAAAAGCAAUGGUCGUACAAAAUAGUAUAUUACACUGGUCAACAGCUAAGCUCUAACUUUUAUUAUAGCAGUCAAUUAUUAUUUAAUUAGCAAUUUGAAAUGAUAUUAUAAAGGGCUAAACCAAAACUUAGCUCUCAUUUAAAAGUAAUCUUAAAAUAUUAUCCCUUGAAAAAUACAAAAAUCGUACUAUUAAGUAAUAGGAAACUUUCCAUAAGGUGUAUUUUUUUGUAAUCAAAUUGCUACAAAUUUAUUGGGAAACAAUAAGAAAACUACGUUUAGUAAGUAGAAAACAUGUUAUCAUCAUAUAAAAAAUUUAAAAUUAACAUAAUCUUAAAAGUGCAUUUUAUGCAUUCGCACCUUGAUUUUUUCCCCAAAAAUUGUGACGACGUGAGUCACCAACAUGGAGAACGCUUCCAUCUGGGUAUUUUGUCGAUAGAAAAACGUUACCAAGAUCGAUGGAACACCUAAAUGCUCGCAGAAUACUGCGGGACCAUCAAGCGAGAGAUUUCCAAUAAAAUCUAUAGGAGGCAACCAAAAAAACGUCGGUCUUCGCUGUUUCUUUUGUUUUUUUCGUUUUUUUAAACUACAUUCGUUGUUUUUUUUCUUAUUUAUGGUUGUUCUUUUGUUAAUACUACACUUUUUGCAGUUAAAGAUACAGAAAUUAAAUUGUUUUAGCUGAUUUUGUGUUUCUAACAUCAAAUAUGCAUAUUUUUUUUAAUUGAGCUAAGUUAUGAGAUUUAUGCUCUUUGUUACAAACACAGAGACAAAUUAAACGAAAACAUUACAAUUAUGUCAAAGUUAGAGAGAAAAAAUUAAAUUUUGUUGACCAGUGUUAUUAGCCAAGGUUGCAGAGCCAAGCAUUCUAGACCGAGUGCAAAUUAGAACCCGAGACGCGCAGCGUCGAGGGCUCUGAAGCGCGAGGUCUAGAAGUGGCUUUGCAACCGCGGUUAAUAUACUAUUUUUUUCACUAGUAGAAACCAUAAGACAACAAACUGAAAAAAUAAACGUUCAAUUUUUUGACGCAACAUGAUUUUAUUUUGAUUUCUAAUCAAACUUAAUCUAAAUCUUCAACACAAAGAAAACCGUUUAUACUUGUCGCUGAGUUAAUCAUUUUAUCUUCUACCAUCUACCAACUACCGUGCGUAUACUCAAGUAAUGUUUGUAGCACACAUUUGUUCAUUUUUUAAGAAAUAAUCACAUCAAACAUUGCGUACAUAACCUCAAUUUUUCUUUUUGAACCGGUGGUCGCAAAAGUUGAAUUUGCUAGAGUGCUUUUCUCUAAAAGGUACAUGGGCGGAGUCAGAGAUGUGCGUGUGGAAGUUGGCGGGAAUAGAUGAUAUUAUAGACAGUGGCGUAUCUUUUGGAUAUUGAAUCUGGGGGCAAUAUUAUGUGGUACUAGAAAUCACAGCCAAAAAAAUGAAAACACAAAUUUAUUUUGUGAAAAUGUCUUUCCGAUGUUAUAAAAUCAUAGGCGUAACUAUUUUUUCCCAAAAAAUCAAACUAUACACUCACAAUAAACCAAGAAAAUUCUCCAAAGAGUUCUCUAACGCCAGACGCCACUGAAGAUGAAUCACCACGUGCUGGAUUCUUUCACCCCGCAAUGCCGAACCAAAUUUCGUUUCUGCGCACGUUUAUUGGUGUGUACCUUUUACAGAAAAGCACUCUACCUCUAAAUGAGUCGACAUUUGCAUGCUUGAUCGCUGCUAGUGAAAAAAAAUAGUUUUUUUGUUAUCAACCUAAUCUUUACAUCUUUAUAUUACACCUGUCGUAAAUUUCAUAAAAAUCCUUUCAAAAAUACCUGAGUUAUUGCGCCCGAAAUUGUUACGUGGGACACCCUGUAUAUAAACCGCCCUUAAAAAUUUAGGGAUAUUUAAAUUUAUUCAGUUUAAUAUUCAAUUAUUUCGAAAGCCGCCAGUGUAUUUUUUGAAGACAUUUUUGAUUUGUAAAUUGUUUAUGAUAACUUGAUCUUAAGCUGUUCUUAUGCAUGUAUAUAUUUUGCUUUUUUGGGUAAUUGGUUUGUCCUGUAAUUGGAUUUUGCUUUGUUGGACA
Molecule: messenger RNA, 5698 nt
Organism: Zophobas morio
Lineage: Eukaryota; Metazoa; Arthropoda; Insecta; Coleoptera; Tenebrionidae
Product: zinc finger protein 711-like
Exons: 2
Coding region: 1147-2118 (323 amino acids)
Biological process (GO): regulation of transcription by RNA polymerase II
Molecular function (GO): DNA-binding transcription factor activity, RNA polymerase II-specific; RNA polymerase II transcription regulatory region sequence-specific DNA binding
Source: RefSeq, a predicted model, not a curated record